Molecule: messenger RNA, 1691 nt
Organism: Menidia menidia (Atlantic silverside)
Lineage: Eukaryota; Metazoa; Chordata; Actinopteri; Atheriniformes; Atherinopsidae
Source: the annotation of a GenBank genome assembly
UUUCAUCCACGGUGUGUGCAGGUCGUCAGGGAAGUGGUGGGCGUUCCUCCGUGUUCGUUUGCUGACUGUUGAUGCUGAGAUCUCGCUAUUUCUCAAACCAGCUCUCCAGAUGUUUCUCCCUACGCUCGUAGAGGACAUGAAUCAUUUUAAGCCUAGUCGAGAUAGACUGUACACCACCCGCUGUUGCGGAUGUUGCCACGUCCGAACGGGGACCAUCAUCCUGGGAACAUGGUACAUGGUGGUCAACCUGUUGAUGGGCAUCCUUCUGACCGUGGCUGUGACCCACCCAGAGAACGUUCCCACCAUCGACUUGCAGUAUGAGGUCAUCGACCAUUACUUUGCCUCUGACAGGAUGUCUGAAAAUGCCUGUGUUGGAUUUGCCAUCUCUCUGCUGAUGCUUACGAUUAGUGCCAUGAUGGUGUAUGGAGCCAUUACUCACCGCGACGGCUGGCUCAUUCCCUUUUUCUGCUACCAGCUGUUUGACUUUGCUCUGAGCUGCCUGGUGGCCAUCAGUUCUCUCACCUACCUGCCCAGGAUCAGGGACUACCUGGACCAGCUGCCGGAUUUCCCGUACAAAGAUAAUCUCCUCUCAAUGAACUCCAGCUGCCUGCUGCUCUUCGUGCUGGUGUUCUUCGCAUUCCUCAUCAUCCUCAAGGCUUACUUGAUCAACUGUGUGUGGAACUGCUACAAGUACAUCAACAACAGGAACAUGCCAGAGAUUGCUGUGUACCCCGCCUUUGAGACGCCUCCCCAGUACAUCCUACCCACCUAUGAGAUGGCAAUGAAGAUGCCAGAGAAGGACCCGCCUCCCCCCUACAUGCCAGCCUAAGCACCAGCCCUGUUGUCAAAACAACACAGCCAUCAUAUGCAUUUCUACAUUCCCUCACUUCCAGCCCUCUCUGAACACCAUUAUGCCCUUAUCCCCCUCUCUCAUCCUCUGUGUCUGUGCAAGGCUUCUGAAGAUGUCUUUGUUUCACCUUUCCCCUGUAUUUCUUUAGAAUGUCUGUAGACCAUCCCAGGGAUGUGAGAGGAAGAAGGUGGGAAGCUUAAAUCUGUGUGAAUAAGAAUGAAUGAAUGUGAUGCUUGAAAAGUGCCAGAAGGACCCCCCUCCAUCCUUUCCUGCCGACAAGCCCCAGCCUUUUUUAUGUCUUAGUCAAAGGGAUAUGUGAAAAUUAAAAUAGCUUGAAAUGCUCUCAUCAAUCCAGCACCAUCCUAUCAAUAGAUUAAUAUACUGUAUAAAGUGUUUUAAAUUAUAAAGAAGAAAAAAAACUAUGACAAUCCACUCAUUAUAGCCCAUAUUGUUGAGUUGUGUAAAGAUUCCCCAAAUUGUUGAGACCUAGACUAUUCCACCUCAGUCUUGAAUUGAGCCUGUAGCACUUUUUGUCUGUUAUUUAUUUAGCUUUGUCGUGGUUCAGCUCACCACCACCCCAGAAGUCCUCGCCGUUCUGCUGCCCUGAUGUCUGAGCAAAACCUGCUAGUGAACGGUUUUUCCAGCUGGGACUGAGAGAGCAAAGGGCCUCGGUGACGGAUCCUUCCCUCAGCCCCUGUUACACCUGACAUCUGGAGUCUUGUGAACAUUGGGUUGUUGUUUUUUUGCAUGCUUAUCAGCAGCCACUUCACCAUUACUUUAAUAGUGAUAUCAUUUCUUCCUAGUGGAAUUACAUUUGAAUUCAAUAAACGUCUAAGAAAAA